AUGGGCGACCGUGUUGGUGUCAACUACAACAGUGUCAGUGAGGGCAAAGAGUGUAAGGGAGGGCAUGGCAUCCCCAAGCUUUCCAUGGCCCCCCUCGUAUUCCUCAUAUUCUAUGAAGUUUCAGGGGCUCCCUUUGGGAUUGAGGACAGUGUCAGGGCUGCCGGGCCACUACAAGCAAUUCUGGGCUUCCUUCUGUUUGCGCUCAUAUGGAGCAUUCCAGAAGCUCUAAUCACUGCUGAGAUGGGCACUAUGUUCCCAGAGAACGGUGGUUAUGUUGUCUGGGUUUCUUCAGCUCUUGUGUACUACUUUGAGGAACAGUAUAUCAAUUACUUGGUCGCCAAAGGUGUUCUUCCUCACGCUUGUAGUCAGGUUCGAGUUCAGGGUGCCAUGGCGCUCGAGGUGAUGAGGGAAGGCAAUGACAAGGAGAAGGCCUACCAAGGAUUUGAUGGCUGCCAAGAUCUGUUGGAGACUGCAGUGAUUCAUCUCCAAGGUUCAGAGGCACUACUGAAGUCAGUACUUGAGAGCAACAAGAAAUUGUUGACCAACAUGAAUAAAAUUGGAGAGCGGCUGCUUGUAGUUGGUGGUGUAAUGAAUACACUGUUUUGGAACCUCAACUAUUGGGAUUCAAUCAGCACAUUGACCGGUGAAGUCGAGAAUCCAAAGAGAACCCUACCGAAAGCGCUUUCUUAUGCUCUUGUUCUAGUGGUGGGAGGAUAUCUCUACCCGCUGAUCACUUGCACAGCAGUAGUUCCAGUUGUUCGGGAGCACUGGUCAGAUGGGUAUUUUUCAGACAUCGCAAGAAUUCUCGGCGGCGUUUGGUUGCAAUCAUGGAUGCAAGCAGUUGCCGCUUUAUCCAACGUGGGCAAUUUCCUCACUGAAAUGAGCAGCGACUCUUACCAGCUUCUUGGGAUGGCGGAGCGUGGCAUGCUCCCUGACUUUUUCGCAAAGCGAUCUCGCCAUGGAACCUCGCUUAUUGGCAUCCUGUUCUCUGCCUCCGGCGUGAUCCUACUGUCCUGGAUGAGCUUCCAGGAGAUCGUUGCCACCGAGAACUACCUCUACUGCUUCGGCAUGAUCCUGGAGUUCGUUGCCUUCAUCAAGCUUCGGGUGACCCAUCCGAACGCCUCUCGGCCCUACAAGGUCCCUCUGGGCACCAUUGGUGUUGUCCUGAUGAUCACCCCACCUACUCUCUUGAUCGUCGUGGUGAUGGCCCUCGAGUCCUUCAAGGUGAUGGCGGUGAGUAUGUUAGCGAUGGUCGUUGGGUUAGUGCUGCAGCCGUGCCUGGUGUACGUGGAGAAGAAGCGGUUGCUAAGGUUCUCCAUCAGUGCAGACCUGCCCCAUUUGCCUGAUGUGCAGGAAACUGCUGAAGAUGAUGUUGUCCCGCUCCUGUUCUAA
Miscanthus lutarioriparius is the source of this 1392-nucleotide messenger RNA. The record is from the annotation of a GenBank genome assembly. NCBI's taxonomy places the organism in Eukaryota, Viridiplantae, Streptophyta, Magnoliopsida, Poales, Poaceae.